Messenger RNA from Sardina pilchardus (European sardine), 2051 nucleotides. Its product is annotated as transcription factor Sox-19a-like. Gene Ontology annotation, biological process: regulation of DNA-templated transcription; cell differentiation; anatomical structure morphogenesis. The record is from RefSeq and is a predicted model, not a curated record. Bases 255 to 1148 code for a protein of 297 amino acids. Lineage: Eukaryota; Metazoa; Chordata; Actinopteri; Clupeiformes; Clupeidae. Gene Ontology annotation, molecular function: DNA-binding transcription factor activity, RNA polymerase II-specific; RNA polymerase II cis-regulatory region sequence-specific DNA binding. The transcript is spliced from 2 exons.
CUUUAGAGCGAGAAGUUGGCAGCGACAGUCUGAGAGCUACUGAGGCAUUUGCGGUAAUUUAGAGCAAACAGGAUCUGAGGAUUAACUUCCAACUCAUCCCUAGACACAGGAUGUGUGGUAGAUGAUAGCAAGUUUCUUCUGGGUAUAGUCACUGCACAGGUCUAGAGGAACAUAGGUCUGCCGGGCUUGUAAGUUUAAACACUUUUUAAAAUACUUUGUUUGGAGUGACAUUGCUGUCUGUUUGAGGUGUAGCCAUGUACAGCAUGAUGGAGCACGACUUGAAGUCCUCGGUGCAGUCCCACCAGACAGGCCCAGGGAUGCCACCUGUGAACGGGCCCAUGCACGGGCUCAGCAACGGGGGGAGCAAACAAGGAGCGGCCAACCAGGCCACCGUGGACCCCAUGGACAAGAUCAAGCGGCCCAUGAACGCCUUCAUGGUCUGGUCCAGGGGCCAGCGGCGCAAGAUGGCCCAGGAGAACCCCAAGAUGCACAACUCGGAGAUCAGCAAGCGCCUGGGCGCCGAGUGGAAGCUGCUGACCGACGCCGAGAAGCGGCCGUUCAUCGACGAGGCCAAGCGGCUGCGCGCGCUCCACAUGAAGGAGUACCCCGACUACAAGUACAAGCCCCGCCGCAAGACCAAGGCCGUGCUCAAGAAGGACAACCCCGCCGCCAAGUACCCGCUGUCGGCCGGCAACCUGUUGGCCGCGGCGGCCGUCCAGGGCCCCGGGGGAAGCCCCAGGAUGGACAGCUACGGCUGGGGCCACACGGGAGGGUACGGGGGCAUGCAGAGCGACGCGCUUGGGUACGGCCAGCAGCCGUACCGCUAUGACCUCUCGGCCCUGCAGUACCCGUCAGCGAUGACCACCGCGCAGACGUACAUGAACGGCGGCAACUCCUACAGCCCCAUGUCCUAUGGCGGCAACCCCCAGCAGCCCAGCCCAGUGAUGUCUAUGGUGAAGCCUGAGUCCGUGUCACAUUCCCCAACUGGCGCCCCAAACCACCAGCGGGGGCCCCUGCAAGGGGACUUGAGGGACAUGAUCAGCAUGUACAUCCCAAACGGGGACGCCAGCGACGCCGGCGUCCAGAGGGGCUAUCCCAACCUCCAGCAGCACUACGUGGGGGGAACGCCACCCCUCACACACAUCUGACCGGCGCGGCGCACAGAUAUCCCCCCCCUCUCCCGGUAACGAGAGGCCUCCAGCACCGACCCGGGUCAUGUGACUGUGUGAUUUGUCAUGUGGUUUCGGACGAGGCGCUUCGCUCUCCCGCUUGUGGCCCGAGGAGACCGGCGGCCGGUCUCUGGCCUCAGGCUGCUUUGGGGUGCCCGCCUUUGUUGUCACUGUAAGACAAAAGAGACGUGUUUGCUGCAAGGCUAUGACGCUUUGUUUGGCCAAAUACUGUGGAUAUCAUAUCCAAGUGUGUAUGAUAGUUUUAUGUCAUUGUGACAGUGUUGCCGUUAGUCCUGACAGGUGACGUGUCCUGAUAAUGUUAUAUUGGAUGGCAAACCAGGUUGACAUUCUCAGUUGCCGAAAAGAAACUGUGUUCACUCACCAUCACAUUCCCAAAUAGUUUUUUUUCUUUUAAAUCAAUGUUUUGAGUAAUGUGAAUUGUGACUGAGGAGAGUUCCUUAUCUUUUUCUCUCUAAGAUACAGAGAUAGUCAGGAACUCCCUGCCCUCCUCAAUAGCGAGGAACUUUGAUGGAGGAACUUCAAGAAUGUUCAUCAGAGGGCAUUAUUGUUGAUAUGUAGACUGUAAUUAUAGGUGGCAAUUCAACAAGAUUGAGAAUGUUGAAUCUUAUCAAUGUCUUCCCAAGUUAGGGUCUACAAACUGCUGUACAUAAAAACUUAAAUCCAGUGUAAUAUGAAAUUUGCAAUUUGCAAGAUGUUGGCAACAUAGUGUCAGCUUCUCAAUGAUGUAAAUAUGUUUUUCAUAGUGUGUUUAAAUGUGUUGGUGAAGACCCCGUGUGAAUGAGAUUGUACUGUGUAUAAUUUUGUUUUACUCACCCUUAUACUAAGGGUAACUAUUGCAUUGUGUAACUUGAAACUGUUAAA